GCGACAGAGCGAGAAGAACGUCCGUGCGAAGCACCUAGCAGAAGAUAACGGCCGCCAUUUUUCUUCUGACAUUGCCAUUCGUAGGUGCUCUCCUGGUGUUAUUUGUCACGGGGAUCUUUAAUUGUCUCUCCUCUCCUCUCGUUCCUUUCUCUAUAUCUAUCCUCGCUUCUAGUUGAACCCGACGACAAUAUCGAUAACGAGGAAGAGGGAGCGACGACGGGGCGGCGGCGACGACGACAAGGACGGCAAGCGAUAGUGGUGAUCCUAGUGAUACCCGUACAGGCUCUGUGUAUAGUGCGCAUUAAGAGAUAAGAGCCGAGUGUAGAGAUAACGAUAAGACGUCAGUGAUAACUCGUGUCUGCUCUCAUCAUCGGCGACGGCGGCGCAGGAGGGUGAAAAGGAGGAAGAGAAGAAGCAGUAGUAGCAGUAGCGGUGUGACGGGUAUUCUCGUGCGAACGAUACGAACGGCAGUUUACGAUCGUCAAUCACGUACGGCCGGGUGAAAAAGAAAUUUGUUCGCGGUUGACCGACAGACUGACAGGAGAGAGAACAAGGACGAGGACGACGAUACGACGUUCUCGAAGACGGUUCACCAUCUAGGGCUAUCGGCAAACGUUUAUCUAUUCGUGAAAGGACGGCUGCCCUUUCGCUUUGCGGAACGACGAAGUGGAUCAUCGACGUGGUGCUCGUCGUUGAUAUCGUAUUGUCAGAUCGUGGUCACGCGUCACCGCGUACAUCAGCAGCAGCGCCACCGGGAUGGAGAGGCGAGCCGUUUUUGUGCUGCUGGGGCUGCUAUAUUUAGCGGUGGGCACCCUCGUCACGGUCCAGGCAGUGACGUAUUCGGGACCGAUGGUCGUUCACGAAGGACAAGCUUGGGAGAUUGAGUGCAACGACUUGAAGGCCGAUGAUCCCAUUAGAUGGACCAGGAAUGGCCAGACGCUAGAACCCGAACUGUCCAGUGGUCAAUUGGUUGUCCUCUCAAAGCCUGGCACCGGCACCAGCAAACUUUCGGCGACCCAAGCGACGGAGAGCCACGACGGAGAUUACAAAUGCACCUCCAAUAGUGCAGAUUUUUUCCAUCUCUCAAUAUAUUUCGAUAUAAAGAUUAGAGUACUUACGUCCAAGGACAUACCUUUGGUACUCGAAUGCGCAAACAAGAGUGAUAAAGUGCAAUGGCAGAAGGAGAAGAUGCCGUUGAGCAUAGCGCUAACUGGCAAUGAAGACAUCAUCAAAAUUGACAACGACACCGGCAACCUGGAGAUUUUAAAGGAUAAGAAAGAGGCUUAUGGAAAUUACACUUGUAAAUUAGGCACAAACUCCACUAUUGAAUACAGAGUCGUACCGAGGCCGAUAGCGCAUUUGGCUGAAUCUACUAGCGUGGUGGAAGGUGAGAAGCUGCACUUGGUGUGCGCUGCAAAAGAUCCGAGCCCCGGCGUAAAAAUAUCUUGGACUUUCGGGGAUCAAAAUUAUACGCGUAGCAAGGAUCGUGUGAAGAUCGCCAAGGAUUCGGAGACUGGUAUCUACGGCGCUGUUCUAAUCGUCGACAACAUCGAGAUGAACGAUCGCGGUAACAUUAUCUGCAGGAUGUCAUACAACUGGUCCGAUCCCGUUGCAGAACACUCAUCGGAGGCCGAGACAUUGCUCAGAGUCAAGGAUAAACUCGCUGCACUUUGGCCCUUCCUAGGCAUUUGCGUGGAGGUCGUUGUUCUGUGCGCCAUCAUCUUGGUCUACGAAAAGAAGCGAAAUAAGGCCGAACUCGAGGAGUCCGAUACUGAUCAGAGCCCUGAUACUAAACCGACACCCAACAAGGAAUCCGAUGUCAGACAGAGGAAGUGAAACAACAAAUAGAUGAAUGAGAGCGAUGCGAUAGAAAUGGAACAAGGGGCUGUCAGUGUCACAGAGUGUUAUAAAGGAAAUUCAUAAAGAUAAUGGAACUUGAAUGAGAGAGAUAUGUCACAAAUGUGGAAUAAACACUAAAAAAUGGACUGCAGCAAGUUUGAGUGAGCCAUUCAUAGUGCACGCUUGCAUGAAAGCAGGUUCCGUGCAGCAAAAGCGUGCAUAGCAGGAUCACACAAGUUACUAACAAAUUAAAUUAAGCCUUAUUACUGGUGUUCACUCCAUUUAUCAGAUGUUCGCCUGUUCGUAUUCUCUAACUACACCGCUUUGACCGACGGAGAAAAAAAUAUGUUGACACGAGUUAUAUGUAUAAGUGCCGAUGAUGAUGACAGGAGUGUGUGCGGGAAUGAAGGGUGAGAGAGAGAGAGAGAGUAAAAUAGAGAGAAAGAGAGAGAGAUAGAAAAAUAAUGCAUGUAUGAAUGAAAAGUUAAAAAGAAAACAGAAAUCGCGACAAGUCGAAAAAUAAGCAUGCUCGUCGAACGCGAGUACAUAUAAUUUUUACAAAACGUUUCGAGGUGCGAAUUUCUGAUAAACACCAGUAUAAUCGCACGUUUAUUCGUCACGUGCAUUCUGCGUGACAUUUGCGCUCGCACGUUCGUCGAGCAUGCCAUGGAAGUAUUAAAUUCGCGCAGAAACCGUUUCUCAAACUUCGCACGUGUGACAGAAGAAAAUCAAUAAAAUAAACUUUAUGGUAGGGCCGAAAAUAUGUGCUCGAUAUUAGUUACAUAAUAUAAUAGGAAAGCGGGCAGUGCGUGCCACAAUUGGCUUCCGGAUAUAUGUUCGUGUACUUUCGAAUGUACAAAAAGAAGAGAAAGAAAGGGAGGGAGGGAGAGAGAGAGAGAGAGAAAUAAAAAAAGAAAGAAAGAAAGAAAGAGAGAGAGCCUAUCUUUGGCGUCGCCUUACAUUACGAUAUAUUCCAUCGCACUAAUGGAGAAUCCCGGAAGUCUGGCUGCACGCGACGCCGUUGUUAACGACAUUAAUGUAAUUAAUACUGUAAUAUUAUUGCCAUCGUUACUACUGCUACAAUUAUCGUUAUUAUGAUUAUUACAAGUAUUAUACCGUUAAUUUUAUCACUAUUGUAAUAAUUUAUAAUCCGUACCAUCACGAUUCUCUAUAUCGACAGUGUCAUCAUUGUCAUAGGCAUCUUUUAUCUAUAACAACUAAACAAUCAUUUUAAUUGUCGCAGAUAUACUGCGCACAUUUAUUUCCAUCGUUAUAUCGUGUGUAUCGUCGCUUCUUCUAUGACAUUCUUCUUUGUAGAUAUAUAUACAUAUAUAAUACUUUGAAAAUAAGUAAUGGUAAUUUAUCAAAGAAAUAGGACGCAUCAAUUUUAUUUAAAAAUGUACAAAUAUUUUAUUAUUUAAACGUCCAUGCUUGCUCUUUUUAAGUAGAUGCAUUUAUUGGACGUGCCUUGAUACUGUUGCGCGUAGUCAAUGGACGCGUAUCCAUCGAACGAAAUAUUAAUUUAGAUACAUGAUUUUCUGAGUCUUCGAUCUUAUAAGUUUCAUAAUAAUUUGAUCUUAUUAAUUUAGGAUUCAUGGAUCUCUGUAUGUACUCCAUAACCUUAGAGCGCCAUAUUUUCUUGAUAUUAAAUUUUAAGAUCGUUGGAUUGUU
Messenger RNA from Cataglyphis hispanica, 3510 nucleotides. RefSeq names its product basigin (gene Bsg). The transcript has 5 exons. The record is from RefSeq and is a predicted model, not a curated record. Lineage: Eukaryota; Metazoa; Arthropoda; Insecta; Hymenoptera; Formicidae. The coding region runs from base 757 to 1836 and encodes 359 amino acids.